Messenger RNA from Sphaeroforma arctica JP610, 486 nucleotides. RefSeq lists its product as hypothetical. The coding region runs from base 16 to 486 and encodes 156 amino acids. The transcript is spliced from 4 exons. The record is from RefSeq and is a predicted model, not a curated record. NCBI's taxonomy places the organism in Eukaryota, Ichthyosporea, Ichthyophonida.
GCAGUCUGAUCCACUAUGCAUAUCCUCGUAGCUGAGGACAUACGAGACCUCUCCGCACAGUUUAACCUGCCGGAAAGGCAACUAACAGAGUUUCUGUUGUCUGUGGAAGGACUGCGCACACUGAAAGCCAGCCAACUAAGGGACAUUCUCAGACAAGUGCAGGUUAAAUUGCAGCGCACCAUUCUAUUGUCCGGUACGAAGCUGGUGCUGGUGCAACGCCUCUCCGGGCUCUUACACGAGAGAGGUUCAGAGAAGAGACACGGGAUGUGUGGUGAAGAAGAUGCUGACCACGACACAUGCAAGAGACGAAGACCGUCCGUGAGUGAGUCAUCGUCCGGUGACGUUACGGUGGGUGGUGCUGCCGCAGGCGCGCACGACAGUUCGGUACUGCGCCGCUUUGACACAACACGCUCUCCGCUGUAUGCGCUGCUGUCUGUGGUGGCCGUUGUGCCUUACGGACACAGCGACGGAGGCUGCCAUAGGUAA